ACAAUACCAACAAAGCAACACCGCUGCUAUAUAAAUUUUUUGCACUCUGCUGUGUUCGAAGAAACAUUUGCAAUCGGUGGGAUUCGAACACACAACUGUAAGCAUCAAGAGUCAAGCACGUUGACCACUGCGUCACAGCCGCCCUGAGUGAAAUGAUAAACAGGAUAAAAGCGAGUGAAAAAGUUUCAGUAAAGCUUCCUGCGAUCCAGCAGGCGAACGUUUCGCCAUCUAGCGGAGAUUUUGGUUGGCGCUCAGCUGUGCUGUUUCGCGAGAGCCGUCAAACGCGAAAGAAAAGAAGAAGAAGAAGCUGGGCUGCUGCUGGUAAAGUGGGUUUUGGAAAAAGGCAAAUUGCCAGUGUUUGUGAAGUGCAGCAGCCAAACCGAGCAGUGAAGUGGUCAGCGGACACUCGCGUGCGUGAGUUAUUAGUAAAAGUGGGGCGCGAGGGGUCUCGUGAGUGCUGGAAAAUCGUAUUGAAGUGUUGAGGCCCCACGCAACGGUGGCGCCGCUGGAGGGCCGCCGGGACAUCGCAGAAGUGUGAAUUUUUCCUCUGGACCUCGAGUGCUUCCCUGAAGCUGGAGCGAUGUCGGCCGCGAUCUACCGGGAGAGCCCCCACGGCACGCCGUCGCACUUCCCGCAGGGCCAGCCGCCCUUCUUCUCCUCGCCCGCGUCCCUGCAGCACUUCCACCAGCCGCAUCCGCAUUUGGCGUACGGGCAGCGCCACUGCAAGCGGAAGAGCGCCGUGGAGCUGCUGGCCGAGAGCAAGCCGCUCUACGUGAAGUCCGAGACGGUGCUGGACAGGGAUCAGCAGCUCUUCCGCGGCGUGCCGAUGCGCAAGACGCGCCACAGUGGCUGCGAGUCGCCCCAGCACUCCGCCUCAGCUUUCUCCGCAGACAUGCUUUCGCCGUCGCGGACGCUGAGUCAGCAGGCCAGCCGCCACGCUGUCCAGCCGACGCGCGCCAGCCGCCGCAGCGCCUCCGCCCUGGCCAUCAACAGCGAUCUGCUGCAGACGAAGCUGCGCAAGCUGCUGAACUCCGAGAGCAAAGAGAUGCUGGACUUCGGCUACCCGCUCUCCUCCAGCAUCGCCCAAGAACUGAACGUGCACCAGCCCAAGGACUCCUCCGUGUUCUUCUCCAGCGCCUUCCUCUCGCCCCAGUCGCUGCCGCCGCAGCCCGUGUCUGACGACGACGACGUAUAUCGCUUCGAUGAGACGCUCAUCCUCACGGACGACUACCACGCCAUCAGCCCGCCGGCGGAGUACGCGGAACGCGCCGGCGCCACGCCGCGCUACUACCAGCGCUCCUUUUCACACUCACAGGCCGCGUCCGGCGACUACUCGCCUUCCUUCAACAUCAACAGCCACAAGUCGCUGCCGGAUCUCAACUUGCAGGUGAGCCGCCACUCGCCGCACAGCGAGGCUCUGAGCUGCUGCAGCCGCGGCAACAGGUCCAACAAAUCCGGCUCGUCCUUCAACAGGGAUUCCGGCGGCUCGUCCGGCCACUACACGCACCAGAGCGAGCCGGCGCCGUGCUGCAGUCAGCCGGACGCGGUGCAGGGCGAGUUCCGGCGCGACAGUGGCUCCUCGACGCAGCACAGUGGCAAUUCGUACUUCGCCUACGGCAUUCCGCCGCUGGGCUUCGACGACAAGGCGGACGACGAGGCGGAUUGCCUGCUGGACUUCACCACGGCCGAGGUGCCGGAGGCCUUCCAGGACGACUACCAGGUGCCGUCGGCGCGCCAGGCGGUGCUGUUCUUCGAGGAGAAGGCGUACGGGCGCCAGGAGGGCCAGGAGGAGCUCAGCCCGCCCGGUCUGGGCGUGUUCAAGCGGCAAAAGUGCCUGCGGCUGAAGCAGCGCGGCCGCGGCGACGACCGGCGGCCGAUCCUGCGCUCCAAGAGCGACAUCAGCGACAGGUACUGGGGCCGCGAGGGCGACAAGCGCCACCGGCCGGAGAUGUUCCAGCUGGAGCGCUUCUUCGACCGUCUGGGGCUGAACGAGAAGAGCUACGAGGAGCUCGUGACCACGAAGGGCGCCGCCGCGGCGGCGGCGUACAGUGAUAAGGACUCGGACCAAUCGAGUGUGGUGUUCUUCUCGGACGUGAGCACCGUGGACUCCACCCGACUGCCGGACAGCACGGCGGAGGCGGGCCAGGCGAGUGGACCAUAUCGCUCCACCGAGCCGCCGUCCAUCGUGGAGCGCAACGCGCGCAUCAUCAAGUGGCUGUGCAACUGCAGGCGCGUGCAGCUCACAUAGCAAGUGAAGAGGGGCUUCGGGCUCGCG
Molecule: messenger RNA, 2275 nt
Organism: Phlebotomus argentipes
Lineage: Eukaryota; Metazoa; Arthropoda; Insecta; Diptera; Psychodidae
Exons: 3
Coding region: 581-2248 (555 amino acids)
Source: RefSeq, a predicted model, not a curated record